AUGAGUUUUGUAACUAUUCUUGGCAUUGGAAUUUGCAUUCCAAUUGCCAUUCUUUCUGUUAUAAUGGUUAUACUUAAGAUCAUACUAGCCAGAACUGCUAGUCACUAUGUUAAUAUUGCAGAAAAACGCGUUGAAGACUUUGAAACAAAAAAGCUUAAGAUUCUUGAUUAUAAUGCUUUUUGGAGACCAACAAUGCUUCACAUGGGCAGAGAAGAGUGGAUGCGCUUAAGAUCUAAAUUAUUGCUUGAAAAAAUCGAGUCUUACGAUGUUGUUUGCCUUGAAGAAGGAUUCCAAUUUGGCUCAGAUAUUGCAAAGAACUUUAUUGAAGGUGCUAAAUCUCUUGGAUUUAAAUACGUUUUAACAUCAAAGCUUCCUCCAAUCUACACUCAUCAAGUCAUCGACAGUGGCCUUAUUAUCCUUUCGAAGUUCCCAAUUAUUGAAUCCGAUACCAUCAGAUACACAGUAUUUUGUGGAGUUGAUUCAUUCGCAGCUAAAGGAUCAAUUUACGCAAAAAUCCAACUUGAUUCUAAGAACCACGUUCAUUUAUUCUCGACUCACCUCCAAGCAUCUUACCAGAACGGACAAGAACCAACAGUUGUUGACGUAUUAGUCCGCCAGAAGCAAUUUGACCAACUCAGUGCCUUUAUGGCCACAAAAGUCACUGAUGGCUAUCCAGCUGUCUUAGUUGGUGAUCUUAAUGUCAAUUCCAGAUUAGGUGAUGAGUACAAAUCUCUUCUUGAUCAUCUCAAGAUUCCAGAGUACUCAUGUGUUGACACCCUUCUCACCACUCAUGGUGAACAUCCUGUUACAUGCGGUGGUGAUGAUGACAAAGUUUUGCCAGAACCAGGAGAUGUAGGAACUCAUCAGUCUCUUGACUACAUCUACUUGUUUGAAAAGCAUGACAAACCUCAAUUGAAAGUGUCAUAUAAACCAGAAGUCAAUAAGAUGCUUGUUAACGGACAAAAGUUCUUCCAAUUGUCUGAUCAUUUUGCUGUUGAAUGUGAAUUUGAGUUCAAUUAG
This is a messenger RNA of Trichomonas vaginalis G3, 1020 nucleotides long. RefSeq names its product endonuclease/exonuclease/phosphatase family. Gene Ontology annotation, cellular component: cytoplasm; extracellular region. The transcript has a single exon. Lineage: Eukaryota; Parabasalia; Trichomonadida; Trichomonadidae. The record is from RefSeq and is a predicted model, not a curated record. Gene Ontology annotation, molecular function: sphingomyelin phosphodiesterase activity. The coding region runs from base 1 to 1020 and encodes 339 amino acids.